Messenger RNA from Colletotrichum abscissum, 906 nucleotides. RefSeq lists its product as uncharacterized. The coding region runs from base 1 to 906 and encodes 301 amino acids. NCBI's taxonomy places the organism in Eukaryota, Fungi, Ascomycota, Sordariomycetes, Glomerellales, Glomerellaceae. The transcript has 4 exons. The record is from RefSeq and is a predicted model, not a curated record.
AUGGCUGCUCGAGCCAGUUCCUCACUCAACCUUCCCAAGUCUUCUGGCAGAUGCACAUACAGCAUUGCAGCAAAGGCUGGGACAGAGUUCAUAGAAGCCUUGCCCGAUACAGGGGCCCAGUUCAACAUUAUCUCAGCCCACUUGGCUCAAAAAUUGCGUCUUGAGCCCAAACCUCAUACAGAACGACUGAUCCAGUUGCCAACCGGGGGUGAUGUCUUGUCUCCAGGCUGCCUAGAGGUUCCCUUCAGUUUCAAGAAAGUGACGAAUCUGGCAUGCUUCAUUCUCCCGCACAUCUCUCAUGAUCUGGUCCUCUCAGGCGCCUUCCUUCGUGCACCGGAGACGUUAAAGAAGUAUAAAAGCAGGAUCACCGCUGCUGCCCUUCCUGAUACAGGAUCAGACGUCAUGGUUAUGUCCAAAGCAUAUGCUAUUUCCCGCGGCUUCAACAUCGACAGGAAUCUUCAGAAAUUUCUUGAUCUUGAGCUUGCUGAUGGUUCUGAAGCCUUCACAUGUGGCCUAGUCCGCGGGGUAGACUGGACAUUUGCUGCAUCACGACAAAGCGUGAAAUGCGACUUCUACGUUCUUGAAGACUUGUGUACGAAUGUUGUGCUUACCAACGACUUCUUGUUUGGAUUAGACGUUUUUUCCACAGAAUCAGAGUUCCUGUCCAAGCUUUCUUAUAGCGAAGACUAUUCAGAGCUAUUGCUCAUAAGCCUCAAGGGGAAUUGUCCAGCUGAGUUGCCGCCGCACGAAGAUCUGGCCAACAUCGAUCUGACCUCUGCGGAUGCUUUUAGUCGCCAGCGAACCCUGGCGACCAAGAAACUGCUAGAAGGACAGAAUUUGAGAGACGCAGGGUAUGGGAGGAGCUUCUACAGAGGCAUCAACAACUACAGUUUGCUGCCCAAUUGA